UGAUUGGCUGAGACUGUGAGAAAGUGCAGUCAGACCCAGACCCACACAUUCAUAUGGAGAUGUGGGACUAUAAAUAGGAGGGAUGAAGCCAGCAGAGAUCAGAUUCUCUCUACAGAGACCUCUACAGCACAGAGAUCCAGACAUGGCACCUACAACCACUGCAGCAAUGACCAGUUCUCAGGAGCAUCUCACUCUGACCCACAAGCUCAGAAAGCCUGUGGUGGAGAAGUUACGCAGAGAGAGAAUCAACAGCAGCAUUGAGCAGCUCAAGUCUCUCCUGGGUCCAGAGUUCCUCAAACAGCAGCCAGACAACAAGCUGGAGAAAGCAGACAUCCUGGAGAUGACCGUUUGUGUGCUCAGACGACUGCAGCAGCAGCAGCAUCAAGCUGUGGACUCAGCAGCCGUCAAUCAGGGCUACUCCAGGUGUGUCCAAGAGGUGACACACUUCCUGUCCAAAGAGCAGGUGAAGACACCGUCCCAGAGAAGACUGCUGAACCACUUCAACAAGCUGCAGGCUUCCUCUGAGAAGAACCUGAGAGAGGCUGACUUCUCUCUUCUGAGCUCCACAGUCCAGACCAGCAUCACCAAAGAGAAGAGUGCAGUCAACAGCGCCCCCUGGAGGCCGUGGUAGAGACCUACACACCAGAGUUACUACCAGACAAACUGAGAUGAUCAUAUUGGUCAAAGAUUACUGGAAGUGAAUUCUUCUGAAUUCUUUAUGAACUUGUUCUUCUGUUUGUACAGAAGGUUGUGUUUUGUGUUGUUUUCCUGAGGAAACAUCAGCAACAAUAUCUUUCAGGUUAAGAAAGAGAACAUCAUGUCAUGCAUGUUGCAUGAACCAAAUCUGAUUGCAUCAGCAGUUAUUAUUAUACCUCAGUGUAUUUCAUGUACUGUCAGAAUACAGUGCUGUGGUUACAUUUGUAAUCUUUUCAUUGUUAUUGAUCGUUUUGAUCAGAAACUUUAACUGUUCUUUUUAUGGACAUAUUGUCAAAGAGGACUUUACCUCAUUUUGAUGAAAACGACUCAAAACUGAUCUGUUGUUAGAUCCAAAUGUUUAUUCUGUUGUUUCUAAAAGUUUUGCUUAAUGUCACAAUUGUCCUGUGACACUUUUAU
Molecule: messenger RNA, 1113 nt
Organism: Cottoperca gobio
Lineage: Eukaryota; Metazoa; Chordata; Actinopteri; Perciformes; Bovichtidae
Product: transcription factor HES-5-like
Exons: 2
Coding region: 83-631 (182 amino acids)
Biological process (GO): regulation of DNA-templated transcription
Molecular function (GO): protein dimerization activity; DNA binding
Source: RefSeq, a predicted model, not a curated record